Molecule: messenger RNA, 1751 nt
Organism: Bursaphelenchus okinawaensis
Lineage: Eukaryota; Metazoa; Nematoda; Chromadorea; Rhabditida; Aphelenchoididae
Source: the annotation of a GenBank genome assembly
AUGGGUAAAGCGGACAAAAAUGCAAGUGAAAGUUCAGUCGAUUCGGAUGCUGCUAAACCUCCUACCAAAAAAUCAAAAAGGAAAAGUAAGGUUUUGUUGAUGUCUUGUUGUUGUUUUAGGCUUUUACUCCAAGGUUGAUCAAGUUUUUGUUCAAGUUUUAUGUUCAACAGUUUGUAAAAAUAAGUUUCCAUGCUUUUGUGGCAUAUUUUUAUUAUUAUGUGACAUUAAUUUGUAUAUAGAAUAGUGUUUUAGGUUCUAAACCGAAAAGCCAGAAGACGACCGUGAAACAGAAGCUUGAGAAAGUCAAAAACUUCUUCAAACGGUAAGUUUUUAAUUGCUAGUUUCAUUUUUUAGCUCAACUGUUCCUUAGUUAAUGUGUAAUGGUCUUCAAUUUCGAUUGAUAAUUUCUUAUAUUAUACUUAAACCUUAUCGAAACUACAUGACAAUAUUGAACCUUUUAGCAAGAAGAAAGGUGACGAAAAGCAAGAAAAGUCAGAAGCGAAGUCUGAAAUGAAGUCUUUGAUUUCCGAAAGUUCUGUGGAGCAAUCAGAACAAAACUCGGGACCGAUGCAGCAAGUUCAAAAGCAGCCGACUCCACCUGUUACGCCAACUACAUCUAUGAAGAUGAAGCGAGGAUCCUGUGAGUUUCCAUCCUGUAGCAAGAAGGAGCUCAAAAAGGAUAAGCAAGCGAGCAAAGUUACAAGGGUAAGUUGUGUUUUAGGACUUGAACUUGAAUGUUUUUGAAAUAAGUUUUUUGAUAUUACUUUAGACUUUAAUUUAAAACUUGUAUAAUUUUAAGAUACGUAACUAAAAAUUAGUACUUUGAUUCGAACUAUUCUUUAGCAUAAUGCAAAGAAUUUAAUUUUCAGAGCAAAAAGUCUUCAGAAGUCCAGUCACCAUCGUCAGAAAUAACAAAAUCAGCUGAAAAGAAGGAAUCGCCGUCAGAGGAGUUUAAAUCGAGACAUUUCAAAAACUUUAUCAAUAGAAUGCCGACUAAAUACGAUGGAACAGACAAACAGAAAGCGGUCAGAGUCAUAAGAAAGUCAAAAAGAAAGCAUUCCAAGAAUGGUGAGAAGGAUCAGAAAAGUGGCAAAGAACAAAAGAGUGAAGAGCUAAAAGGAAGUAAAGAACUUACUGAACCUAAGCCACCACCACCCAAAAGAGUCGAGGUAGGUGGCUUUAAUGAUCAAAAAAUUAUGUAGAAAUAGUGAUCAAAGAGUUAUAUAAAAAAUUCCUGUUUAAAAAGUUGUAGCACGAUUAAUAUGCCUUCAGGGCUUUUAAGGUAAACUAAGAAGGGCUUUAUGAUGAACCUAAUCAAUUUCAUAAAACCCCUGAACCGUUUUUAACCCCUAUAAAUUCAGAUGGCCCUGAAUAAGGAUGACAUUGACGCCAUGAUUAGAAAGCUGACUCCAGAACAACUUGAUCCAGACCCCAAUGUCUACGACCCUCCGGAUAUGACCGACGAAGAGCUGGAUAAACGUUCCGAAAACUUGUUCAGCUUGGAACGGUGCAAAAUCAACUCGGCUGUGACGUAUUGCCUGAUGGCAGAACACGAAUUCACCGACGCGAAACCAGAACCAGAUGCCAAGAAUCCGAAGUUUGCGGACAAAAUCAUGAGAAGAACCUACAAUGUGGUAAAACUCAAUCGUAUCAGGGACGAUGAGUUUGCUCUAGUGGAUCUGAAGUCUCUACCAACCAAAAAAGAAGGAAGUAGUGAUGAGAAAUCUGACAGUUCGGAAAAAACAACGUAA